Messenger RNA from Mugil cephalus (flathead mullet), 2518 nucleotides. It is a transcript of the gene dnaaf2, whose product is annotated as dynein axonemal assembly factor 2. Lineage: Eukaryota; Metazoa; Chordata; Actinopteri; Mugiliformes; Mugilidae. The transcript is spliced from 2 exons. The record is from RefSeq and is a predicted model, not a curated record. Gene Ontology annotation, cellular component: cytoplasm. The coding region runs from base 299 to 2395 and encodes 698 amino acids. Gene Ontology annotation, biological process: axonemal dynein complex assembly.
ACGUUUUUAGGUGUAGUAUAAUUUAUUUCAUAUAUUUUGGGGGGAGGUAUUUCCUGGUUGCACCAACUGCCCAAGCUGACUGGUUACUAUGGUUACAUCGACACAACUACGCCGGGGUUUCCUGCCGUGUGGAGUUUCGUUGUCCUAUAACAGGGAUAUAACUUAUAAUAAUCAUCGUAAAACGAAGCAAAUGUCACGUAUAGAUUUUUUUAGAUUAGUCUGACCAAGUAAAUGUGUAUACAUUUCAACAGUUUUUUCACAAAAGGUAUUAAUAACGUUUCUCCUCGUAACAACCAUCAUGGAGGUCGGAGAUAAACUGAAAGAGCUCAACAUGACAGCGGACGAAAUCGGCAGACUCACAAGUGCUUUCAAAGACGACAAGUUCAGGAUAAUGCUGCGCGAUUACGCCGAAGAAAUAUCAGACCCCGAGAACCGGAAAAGGUACGAAGAGGAGAUCAAAAUUUUGGAGCAGGAGAGAGGAAACACUAUCGACUUCCUCCACCCCGCACCAUUUAGGGCCAUCAAAACGAGCGUGGAUGGCAAGAAGAAAUGUUUCAUCAACAUCUGCGCCAAUGAGAAAGUUGGGAAACCUGCGGCUAAGUGUGUUGUGGAGGACGGCCACAGGGGGCAGCGUUGGUCCCUGCCUCACAGCCUGCACCCAGGGAGACAAGACAAGGACCCUAAAGGUAACAAAAUCGUGAUUUAUGAUGUUGUUUUCCACCCUGACACUCUCCACAUAGCAAGCAAAAACAAGAGAUUCAUGAAUAUGGUGGACGACACGGCCAUUCAGGGAAUUCAGGAUGCCUUUAAAGUGACUCUGGAUAAAAACAACGUGAAAGAGCUGAAAAUAAAAUACAAAGGGACACCGCAUCCUUGUGUAAUUCGCAAACCUAUACCUGGAUAUGAAGCCAAGAAGCCCACAGAAGAGCCAGACCCUCUUGCCUUCCCAUACCCAGAUGAAAAAAGAUCUAUUGCAAAGCCUGCGACAACAGCCAGCAGUGAGGCUAAACCUAAAAUCUUCCCCAUACAACCUCAGCAACCCAAAGAGCCAACCAAGCCGAACUACACAGUAAAAUAUAGAUCUUUUAUAGAUCUGCAGGACUUUAGAUGCUCUAGGGACUCGGCCCAAAGCCCCAGGCCCAAAGAGAUAGUGGUUACCAUUGACAUGCCGCUCCUGAAGUCGGUCACAGACACUAACCUUGAAGUUACGGAGAAGAGCCUGCUGCUGGAGUCCGAGAAACCGGCCUACAGACUGGAGCUGCCUCUCGCCUACCCUGUGGACGAAGACAAAGGAAAGGCCAAGUUCAACAAACAAACAGGGCAGCUCACCGUCACACUGCCCGUUCUUCCUCCCGAUCUGACCUCGGAUAUUUUUAAUGGGACUGCAGCUGACUUUUGGAGUGAUGGUGAGGUCCAGGAUAAGGAAGAAGAGGAUGAAUGGGAAGAGACAAGAGCUGAGGCAAGGGUAAAGGAGGAAAGACAGAUAGAAAAGCUGGAUUUGAAGCAAGAGACACCGGUAGAAGAAAAAGAGGGCAAAAGAGUUCAGGAUGGAGGACAAAAGCAGGUGAGGGAGGGUGAAAAAUGUGAAGCGGAAGAGACUGGUGCAGGGAAAGGAGAACGGAGGCAGCUGGAAGGUGAAGGCCAAGAAAGUGGAACCAAAGAGAAGGAAGACAGUGUAAAAGAGCAGGAGGAGAUAAAUAAGACGGAACAUGGACAAUUGUUGAGGCAGGACACAGAUGAUGAUCUCAACAAAUCAAUGGAAGACAAAUGUGACGCAACAAUGGAGAACGGAGGGAUUCAGUUCAACACUUCUGUUCAGAAAAGUGACAUUUCUGAUGAAGUUAACUCUGACGAUAUUAGAGCAGUGCCUUCUCCUAAAACUGAAACACAGCACAGUUGUAUCUCUACUGAACAGUCAUGUAGCAUAAGAGAAGAGGUAACAUCCAAAAUAAAGCCUUCAGAUAUCCAAGAAGAGACUCGCGAUGCUAAGGCAGGUGUACAAGGAAAUACCCAGGUGGGAACAGAUGCUGCAUCUAGUGAGGAUUCCCAGGCUUCUAUUAUACGCCUGGACAAGACGGAGGAGUGCUGCAUUUCUAAGGAGGACGUUAAAGCCAGCACGAUACCCUCAACAGAUGACGAGAACAAAAGAGAUUCAGACAAACAGUUCACCCUUUGUUCGGCGGAUGUAGUCACUAUGGACUCUGCAAAGCCGGAGGGGAGGACAGUCGAAGAUGAACUGACAACAAAGCGAAACCCAGAGCACAAGAAGAAGAAGAAAGCACCUCCCGCAAUACUGCGGGAAAUUGAUAAAGACGGAAAUGAGACAGUCAUCAGCGAUCACUCGACAUCUGCUGGCUUCAUCUUCCAAAACAAGCUCAUGUACGAGCUGGACUGACGUGCGCGACUUGCAGUUCUCAAAGUGAAAGGGUUUUCUAAUGUUGCAGUGGUUCUGUUUGCUUGUUCACAUUUUAAAACCCAGCCUCCCACUUAAGACACGUCAUGCGGUUACGUGACACGU